Messenger RNA from Panonychus citri (citrus red mite), 1605 nucleotides. RefSeq names its product mannose-6-phosphate isomerase-like (gene Mpi). The transcript has 4 exons. Lineage: Eukaryota; Metazoa; Arthropoda; Arachnida; Trombidiformes; Tetranychidae. The record is from RefSeq and is a predicted model, not a curated record. The coding region runs from base 74 to 1384 and encodes 436 amino acids. Gene Ontology annotation, molecular function: mannose-6-phosphate isomerase activity; zinc ion binding. Gene Ontology annotation, cellular component: cytosol. Gene Ontology annotation, biological process: carbohydrate metabolic process; GDP-mannose biosynthetic process.
GUAAAUAUUAUUUUUCAUUUUGGUUAAUCCAUAAGUCUAAAUCCUAAAUCUCAUCGAGUGUUGACUUAGAUCAAUGAUGAGAGAGGAUCGAAAAAAGAAGAGAAUAUUAAUUAAACUUGAUAAUGAUGCUCACAAGUCAAAAUCCAUUCAAUCCCCUGAUUUUUCUGUGAUCUCACUUAAAUGUCAAGCUAAACACUAUGAAUGGGGUAAAAAGGGAAGCAGUUCAUUUGUUGGUCAGAUCCUGAAAGACCAAGGAACAACUAUCGAUGAAGAUAAACCCUAUGCUGAGCUUUGGAUGGGAACUCAUAAAUCUGGUUCAUCUUGUAUUUGUGGACUGAGUCCUGGUUUAGAUGGACACUCACUCAGUGAUUUGUUCAUUGCUUUCCCUGAAUUCAUCGGGGACAUGAAUAUCUUUAAGAAAUAUGGUCAUCAUUUACCAUUCUUGUUCAAAGUUCUAUCGGUUGGAAAGCCUUUGUCCAUUCAAGUUCAUCCUGACAAAACAUUGGCUGGUCAAUUAUUCUCAUCUCGACCGGAACAUUAUCCAGACCCUAAUCAUAAACCAGAAUUAUCGAUUGCCUUAACUGCAUUCUCAGCACUGGCUUACUUUCGUCCCCACGAUCAAAUCAUUGGUUUCGCCAAGAAAUACAAAAAAUUUGGUCAAUUACUUGGAAGUGAAUUGCUUAAUGGUUAUGAGAAUAGUGACAAACCUAAUCGACAGAACUGGCUGAAGAAAUGUUUCGCCUCUUUGUUAACUAAAAAGCCCGAGAAUAUCAUUGCGACAAUUAAAGAUUUGGUUAAUCAAGCCAAUGUCGAUACUGGCGAUGAAACCUUGAGACUAUUCAAGCAAAUCGCUGAUCAUUAUCCUGAUGAUGUCGGAACCUUUGCUUGUUUUUUUCUUAAUCACAUUCAACUGAAACCUGGUCAAGCUUUUUUCAUCGAUGUCAAUCAACCCCAUUGUUAUUUAUCAGGAGACUGUAUUGAAAUCAUGGCUUGUUCAGACAACGUAAUCAGAGCUGGAUUAACACCCAAAUUCAAGGAUGUUGAGCUUCUCUGUGAAACGAUGACUUAUAAGCCCAAACGAAUGGAAAAGUUCCUAUUGGAACCGAUUCGCAAUAACGACUUCACUUGGUUAUAUUCGCCUCCAGUUGAUGAAUUUGCUAUUGAAAAGAUCGAAAUACCCAAAGGAAAAUCUUCUGGAUCACAAUUUCCAUUACACAGACUCCAUAGUGCAUCUUUAUUAAUUGUUAUUGAAUGUGAAUCUGGUUCAAUUAACUCAACUGCACUUAAAAAGAGUAGAGUUUAUUUUCUACCACCAGGAUUAAAUUAUUCUUUAUCCGGUUUACGUGGAAGAUUUUUAGCUUUCAGAGCUUUUAUUAAACAAUAAUCAAUUCAAGUGAUUUAGUUUGACUCAUUACAAAGAUCAACUAAUCUGUUCAAAUUGACCUGAUUUUGUUCAAAAUUUCCCUUUUAUCUAAUAUCAUUAUUGAAAUUAUCUUAAAUCUAUCAAAUUGUCAUAUUUCAUUUGUCGUUAUUUCCUUCAAAUUAAACUAAUCAUUAAAUGUUAAUCUUAAUUUUAUCCAAAAAUAAAAGCAAAAUAAAUGGUAA